Messenger RNA from Bufo gargarizans (Asiatic toad), 1321 nucleotides. Its product is annotated as lamina-associated polypeptide 2-like. Bases 74 to 1321 code for a protein of 415 amino acids. The record is from RefSeq and is a predicted model, not a curated record. The transcript has 2 exons. NCBI's taxonomy places the organism in Eukaryota, Metazoa, Chordata, Amphibia, Anura, Bufonidae.
CCCUCCUCUUGGUGGGCCAUAUCCCUUAUACUUGCCGUUUCAUCUCUUUUAGGCAAAAGAAACCCCGAAAAAGAUGGGGAAGUCACUCAAAUGUGUCUCCUGCUCUAGUAGACUCCCUGACGGCUACCCCAAAAAACUGUGCAAGCCUUGUAUCUCAAAUAUCGUACGGGAUGAGGCACCCUCCCUAAAAGAGGAGUUAAAAACUAUGAUUCAGGAGGAGAUCCGUUCAUCCCUGGCCCACCUGUCCGCUAAUCCCCCCGAUUUGCCGCAACCAAAGAAGAAGCGGGCUAGAUCCCCAUCCCCCUCUGAUAUAGAAGUCGUUGCGGAGGAAAGUGCCCACUCUGUUAAGUCUUGGGAGGAGGGGGAGAGAGUCUCUGACUCAGAAGACGAUGGACGUAGAUAUUAUUUUUCUACGGAAGAAAUGUCCGACCUUCUGAAGGCUGUAAGGUCGACCAUGGGUGUGGAGGAGGUACAACGUACCCAUUCGGUACAAGAGGAGAUGUUUGGGGGCCUGAGGGUUAAGAAGACCCGUGUGUUUCCCAUCAAUGAAAGCAUUAGGGAUAUGAUCCUUGAUGAGUGGACAGACCCAGAAAAACGACUGGGAGUCCCGGCAACGUUCAAAAAUAGGUUGCUAUUUGAUCCGGAGGAAUCUAAAAUUUUCAAUGAAAUUCCCAAGAUUGAUGUACAGGUGGCCAAAGUGAACAAAAAGACGUCCCUUCCAUUCGAGGAUGCCUCCCAACUCAAAGAUUCAAUGGAUCGUAAGGCGGACAGUCUCCUCAGGAAAUCCUGGGAGGCGGCCAUGUUUAACGUUAAAACCAAUAUUGCGGCUACUUCAGUCGCCCGGUCCAUGUAUCUUUGGUUGGGAGAGUUGGAAACUCAUAUUAAAGACAGAGCGUCUAGGGAGCAGAUUCUGGAGUCUCUCCCCCUUUUAAAGUCGGCCACGGCUUUCCUGGCGGAUGCCUCUGCCGAAUCAGUUCGGUUCUCCGCCAGAGAUGCAGCACUCUCCAAUGCAGCUAGGAGAGCCCUCUGGAUGAAGUGUUGGUCGGGGGAUAAGACAUCUAAGUUAAAGCUUUGCUCCAUCCCCUUUUCCGGAGAAUACGUGUUUGGCCCGGUGCUAGAUAAGAUCCUAGAGAAGGCCGCGGAUAAGAAGAAGGGGUUUCCGGAAGAUCGCCCUUCCAAACGUCGGUAUCCUUUUCGCCCCCCCUCGGGUCAAGAAAGGAGCUACAGGGGAAAAGGGAAAUCAGGGCGUUGGAGUUACCCAAAAGGAGGAAGAGGAAGAGGUCAGUCCUUCUCCCAGCAGAAACCUUCAGAUAAGCAAUGA